Messenger RNA from Alosa sapidissima (American shad), 2326 nucleotides. It is a transcript of the gene pgp, whose product is annotated as phosphoglycolate phosphatase. NCBI's taxonomy places the organism in Eukaryota, Metazoa, Chordata, Actinopteri, Clupeiformes, Clupeidae. Gene Ontology annotation, molecular function: sn-glycerol 3-phosphatase activity. The record is from RefSeq and is a predicted model, not a curated record. Bases 616 to 1542 code for a protein of 308 amino acids. Gene Ontology annotation, cellular component: cytoplasm. The transcript has 2 exons.
GGGGGUACUUGGCUGAAAAAAUAUUUCACAGGGGGUACAUCACUGAAAAAAGGUUGAGAACCACUGGCUUACACUGUGGUAGGUAUAGAGAAAGAACUUCAAAUGCAAUGUACUCCGGGUUUUGUAAUAGGCUAUGCUUUUCGCGAGAGACCUUGAGGAAAAUUAUAAUGACACAGCCACUUGCAUGUUUUGCCAAAAUGUUUCGACUGGCAACAAAACAAUUUCGUGAAACAAUUAUCUCCCUAACAAGCAUGGGAACAUUCAUACACCACGUGUUUAUGCUGUUCAGUGCAAAAACUUGUAAUACCUGCAACGAAAUUCGGAGGAAAUUUUAGCCCCUGUCACUUUAAGCCGGUGCGGAAGUAGCCAACUUCUUCCAGCCUACACCAAGCUCAGAACCAUUUCUGAAAGGAGGUCAUAUGUAAGCUAUUCAUUGAGGCAGCUAAAACCUUGCGUUCGACUACUGAAUGGAAUUAAUGACUAAGAUAUUGUUUACAGUAUUACAUGUAAUGAUCACUGAUUCAAUCCCAGCGCUACUUUUAACUGACAGGUGGUAAGCUAUUUUGGACUUUAAAGAACAAUAUUAGCGAAACGUUUCCUCAACCACGUUUCUCAAUGGCAGCGUCUAACGCUAAAUGUACUAGGUUAACUGGAUCUCUGGUCAAGCAGUUGCUUGAUUCAGUAGACAGUGUACUGUUUGACUGCGACGGGGUUAUAUGGCGAGGAGACCAGGCCAUCCCUGGUGCCCCUGAUGUAAUUAACUUGUUAAAGAAAAACGGGAAGCGUGUGUUCUUUGUAACAAAUAAUAGCACUAAGACCAGGAAAAUGUAUGCAGACAAAUUAGCUACGUUAGGAUUCAGUGCAUCAGAGGAGGAGGUAUUUGGGACAGCCUACUGUUCUGCAAUGUACCUCAAAUCAGUGGCAAAAAUACAAGGCAAAGUGUACCUCGUUGGAAGCAAUGCUAUGAAACAAGAGAUUGAGAACGUUGGGAUCCAGACCACAGGUGUUGGUCCUGACCCGAUUUCUGGUGUUCAGAUUGACUGGGCCAAUGUGUCAUUGGACCCUGAGGUCAAAGCGGUGGUUGUUGGGUUUGAUCAACACUUCAGCUACAUGAAACUGAACAGAGCUCUCCAGUACCUCUGCAAUCCCAGCUGCCUCUUUGUCGGCACAAACACUGAUACAAGGCUUCCACUGGAGGGGGGGAAAGCUGUUCCAGGAACCGGCUGCCUUGUCAAAGCCGUGGAGACGGCAGCCCAACGUCCAGCCCAGGUGGUGGGCAAGCCCAGCAACUUCAUGUUUGACUGCGUGGCGAAACAGUUCGGCCUGGACCCAGCACGUGCCCUCAUGGUGGGCGACCGACUGGACACGGACAUCAUGCUGGGCACCAACUGUGGGCUGAAGACCCUGCUGACCCUCACCGGGGUGUCCACCGUAGCCGACGCCGAGGACCACCUGAAAAGUGGGUGCCCCAACCGUGCCGGCAUGGUACCUGAUUACUACAUUGACACCAUAGCAGAGCUGCUGCCAGCACUACAGGGGUGAAGGACCAAAAGAGAAUCUAUAUAUACGUCCACUCAGCUUGGGGAGAUUAUGGGGAUAGCCAGAGGGAUGUGGAUAUGGCGAGUCCAGGGUAAGAAAUUAGUGUAUAAUUGGGCCGCAAUGGUUAACAUGCAUGUUAGUUUAAUUCCUAGAUAUGUCCAGUAUUGGCGGACAGGAUCUGAGCAAGCAAAGAGAGUUCUGAUUAGGAGACUGAUGGAUGUGCAAUGCCUGUAUAGUUUACAUCCAUUUCCCUAUCAUCUCCCAUACUGAGUAAUCAGACUAAUUUAGAGUGAUUUGUGUAGUUUUAAAAGAGAAAUGUGACUGAAUGAACAGUUUGUUUUAAUUCUCCUGUAUGUUAAAGUACAGUAUAUGUUAUUGAUGUUUAAAGGUGUAUGGAGUUGUGUAAAGAAAAAAAUAUAAUUUUUUAUGAGUUUCAAAAAGAUCUGUAUAACUGUAUAAUGGUAUUGCAAUCCACUCUAAUAUGCAUUAUAUAAUUAUGGUUGCCAUUACAGCAAAUAAUGGCUUUUCCAGACAGGGAAAACUGUUUAUCUGUGUCUCAGUACUAUUCCUUAACUGUUUCCAAAUGAACAUGAGAGGUUCUAGGCUCUGUUGAUCACUUGUGCUUAAGUAUUGAUAUCACACUGAAGAUGCAAGAAAAAAACAAAUCAUGGACUGCAGACCCCACUGGUAUUAGCCUAACAAUUUUCUUCCUGUACGUUACACUGUGUGUAUCUGGACUCAAGUCUUAAAAUGAUCAAAAUAAAAUGAGGAUAUUUUAGCCAUAAAA